AUGUAUAGUCAAGGGCGUAAUCAUUCAAAUUCAAGAGCGACAUCAAGAGAAACAUCGAAUGCUUCAUCUAGACGAACAACAUUAUCUGAUUCUUGGGAAGAUAUCAUGAGUAAUACAAUACCAGGAUCUCAACGAACAAUAAAUGGUUCAAAUCAAUUUAAUAUUCAUUCGAGAGAAGAUGGUCGUUCUUCAGUUUUAUCAAGUACAAUUCCAAGUGUUGAUACUGUUAUCAGUAAGAAACGUGAUAUCGACAGAAUCAGUAAUAAUCGAUCUCAUGAAAAUCUUACUCAAAAUCAACGAAAACCAUGGAUUAAUCCAUAUUGGGGUCCAAAUUGGAACCCAAACACAGCUGGAACUCAAUCAAAACCGAAAAACCUCAAUAAAAAUACGAAUAUUAAACGUUCUCCAUCACCUAUGAAUAUCCAUCAAGUUAUUCCAGGUUCGAUAUUAGUUAAUGAUCAAGAUGAAAUGGAUGAUUUAUCAUGGACACCAAACAUGCAUAUUAAAGCAAUAGUAUCAAAUAAUCCAUUAAAUCCUAGUGGUAAAUAUAUAGCAGAUGAUAAUGGUAGUUCUGAUGGUUAUGUUACACCAACACUUAUUAAUCGUCAAAUUCUAACAUCAUCACCAGAAUUAUCUUUACAUUCUGAAAGUGAUCUUGAUUCUAUACAAUCAAGUUCAUCAUCGGAUGUUAAUACUCGAAGUCAAUCUACAUUUAAUCGACAACAAAAUUUUUCGAAGACCACGGACAAUAAGAAUCAAACAUGGGUCAAUCCAUAUUGGGGUAAAAAAUUGAAUCAAACUAAUUCUCAAUCUACACAAGAAAAUAAUAGAAUUAGAAAUCAAAAAUCGGCAUCAUCAAAUAAUUCAAUACAAAAUUCAUGGGUCAAUCCAUAUUGGGACCCAAAAUCAAAUCAAACUAAUUCUCAAUUCACACAACAAAAUAAUCGAAUCGGAAAUCAAAAAUCGGCAUCAUCAAAUAAUUCAACACAAAAUUCAUGGGUCAAUCCAUAUUGGGGUCCAAAAUCAAAUCAAACUAAUUCUCAAUUUACACAACAAAAUAAUAGAAUUGGAAAUCAAAAACCAGUAUCAUCAAAUAAUUCAACACAAAAUUCAUGGGUCAAUCCAUAUUGGGGUACAAAACCUUCUGAAAAAUCAACAUCAUCAAGUGGAAUUAAAAAAUCUCAAACUUCAACAGUACCACAACAAGACAAUUGGCAAUAUCAGAAUUGCUCUUGGAAAGAUAAAAAUGCAUCCGAUUCAGACUUUAAUAUUACUUCAUUAAACGAAUCAUUAUCAUGCGAAUUUAAAUUCACGCCAAUUCCAUCAUUUUACAAACGACUCUAUCCUCCUUAUCCAUCAUCAUCUUCUUCAAUACCAAUCGUUGAUAUGGAACAUUAUGGAAUACUUAAUCAAACUAUUGACGAUAACGAAGAUAUACCAUUCACAAUCGACCGUCAAGGAGUAGCACACUAUCGAGCAGAAUCAUCUUCAUCUAAUAUCAUGAAUACAACAGCUAACAUACCUUCUUCAUUAACAACUUCGCAGUAUCCAAUUUUAUCUCCAAAGACACAUAACAAUAUACUAUCCUCAGAAACAACUAAUCCUGCAUUAGUUUCACAAAUCACGAAUUCCAUGUCUUCUUCAUAUCCAAAUAACAUAACAUCUUCUCCAUUACAGAACUUAAGCAAUGAACCAUCAUCUUUAUUUAAUUAUUAUCCAUCAAUGGCUUCUUCUUCUUCUUCUUCUUCUUCUGCAAUUGUACUUACUGAAGCCGAUUUGAAUAGCAUUCAACAUGCUCUUCAUUUACUUAACACUAGUCCAAAUGUGAUAUCUGUCAUGGAAAAUUCUACACAAGUAGUACCAUCAUCAAAUAUUAGCCAUCCUAAUAAUCCUUCAUCAUCCUUAGCUUCUUUAUUUAAUCCUAAUAAAGCACAACAAUCUCAACCACCACCAUCAACAUCAUUCUCAGCAAAUAAACAAGACAAUCCUCCAUUAUAUGCAUAUAUUUCCAAUUCUGAACAAAUGCCACUGCUCUCCACACCUAGUUAUCCUUCAAAUCAAGAUGAUACUUUAAGUCGUUUGAUGGCAAAAGGAACAAUUCUUCAUAUUUAA
Molecule: messenger RNA, 2112 nt
Organism: Rotaria sordida
Lineage: Eukaryota; Metazoa; Rotifera; Eurotatoria; Philodinida; Philodinidae
Source: the annotation of a GenBank genome assembly